CGACUCUCCGUGUUUUUCCUCGGUGGUCUCUUUAGAUUUUAAUUAGCCCACAGCAGUACGUUUGACAUUUUUACGACGGACCGGCGUGGGAGCGACGAUAAAAUGCAGCGCUCCGAUUAUGGCAAAGGAAUCUAGGUUUGAAGAUCUCUGAUUAUAUCAACUCCAGGGCCCAGAAGGAGGCUUUAUAAGGCGACUGAGGCAGACUCAGAGGAGAAAGGCCAGCAGUGCGUCAGACGCCCUCCUAACCACGCCGCUCCUGCCGUCUCUCUCCGUCCUCGACGCCAUGUCGAUCGCCAGCAACAGCCCGGAACGGGAGGGCUCGGCCGGCGCUCCCUCUCAGCUGGAGUGCCCGUCCUCCCCGUCCGGCAUGGACCAGGACCCUCCGUCGACGGGCAGCCCCGUGCUCAGCCCGGACUCCUCCUCCCACGAUGCCGCGCUGUCGGCGCCCGCCGCCUCCCCGGCCGACUCCGAGAACCUGAGUCCGGACGAGUUGGAGCUGCUGGCCAAACUGGAGGAGCAGAACAGAUUGCUGGAGGCCGACUCCAAGUCCAUGCGGUCGAUGAGCGGCUCCAGACGGAACAGCGGCUCCUCGCUGGUCUCCAGUUCGUCGGCCUCCUCGAACCUGUCGCACCUGGAGGAGGACACCUGGAUCCUGUGGGGCCGCAUCGUCAACGAGUGGGAGGAGUGGCGGCGCAAGAAGGACAAACUGCUGAAGGAGCUGAUCAGGAAGGGCAUCCCGCAUCACUUCCGCGCCAUCGUCUGGCAGCUGCUGGGCAACGCCACCGACAUGCCGGUGAAGAACCAGUACUCCGAGCUGCUGAAGAUGUCCUCGCCCUGCGAGAAGCUCAUCCGCAGGGACAUCGCCAGGACGUACCCCGAGCACGAGUUCUUCAAAGGCCAGGACAGCCUGGGACAGGAGGUCCUCUUCAACGUCAUGAAGGCAUACUCUCUGGUGGACCGAGAGGUGGGCUACUGCCAAGGCAGCGCGUUCAUCGUCGGCUUGCUCCUAAUGCAGAUGCCAGAAGAGGAGGCCUUCUGUGUGUUUGUGCGUCUGAUGCAGGAGUACCGUCUGAGGGAACUGUUCAAGCCCAGCAUGGCGGAGCUCGGCCUCUGCAUCUACCAGUUCGAGUACCUGCUGCAGGAGCAGCUUCCAGAGCUGAAUGUCCAUUUCCGGUCCCAGAGUUUCCACACGUCCAUGUACGCCUCCUCCUGGUUCCUCACACUCUUCCUCACCUUCCUCCCCCUGCCUGUCGCCACGCGCAUCUUCGAUAUUUUCAUGUAUGAGGGCCUGGAGAUCAUCUUCCGCGUGGGCCUGGCCAUCCUGCAGUACAACCAGACCGACCUCAUUCAGCUGGACAUGGAGGGCAUGUCGCAGCAUUUCCAGAAGGUGAUCCCGCACCAGUUCGACAGCUGCCCAGACAAGCUGAUCCUGCGGGCCUACCAGGUCAAAUACAACCCCAAGAGGAUGAAGAAACUAGAGAAGGAAUACACCACAAUCAAGAACAAAGAAAUGGAGGAGCAAAUUGAAAUUAAGAGGUUACGCACAGAAAACAGGCUGCUGAAGCAAAGGAUCGAGACUCUGGAGAAGGAGAGUGCUGCUCUGGCAGACAGGCUGAUCCAGGGCCAAGUGACGCGAGCGCAGGAAGCCGAGGAGAACUACGUGAUCAAGAGGGAGCUGGCGGUGGUGAGACAGCAGUGCAACACGGCCAGCGAGAGCCUGGAGAAAGCCCAGGACACCAUCCGAGAGCUGCAGCAGCAGAAGUACACGGAGCAGUUCGUCAGCAACCUGCAGACCCAGCUGGAGCAGUCGCGGCUGCGCGAGGCCGAGCUGCUCGGAGCGCUGAAGGAGAUGCAGGACAAGGUGCUGGACCUGGAGAAGAGGAGCAGCUGCCUGCCUGACGAAAACAACAUGGCGGCUCUUCAGGAGGAGGUCAAGCAGAUGAAGCUGAGGGAGCUGGAGACGCUGCGUUCGUUCCGGGAGAUGCAGGACUCCGUCGCAGAGCUCAACCAGCGCUGGCAGCAUCACAUGUCCCGCGGCAGCAGCACGGGCGGCGGCGGCGGCGGCCACUGGAAGGAGUCCCCGAAGAAGAACGCCAUGAACGAGCUGCAGGACAAGCUGAUGACGGUGAGGCUGCGGGAGGCUCAGGCCCAGGCCGAGCUCCGAGAGGUCAAACUCAAGGCCCUGCAGCAGGAGAGCCAGAACCAGAUCCACAGCAAGCUGAUCGGGCGCCACGAGCAGGAGCGCUCGGCCCUGCAGGACCGGCUCCAGAUGCUGACCAAUCAGAACAAGGCUCUGCAGGCGCAGCUCAACGAGAUGAAGAGGAAGCAGGCCGAGUUCGACUGCAAGAGUAAAGAGGAAGUGAUGGCGGUGCGACUGAGGGAAGCCGACAGCAUGGCCGCCAUGGCCGAACUCAGGCAGAAGAUCGCCGAGCUCGAGAUACAGAAGGAGGAAGGGCUGAUCCAGGGUCAGCUGAACCACUCAGACUCCAGACAGUACAUCAACCAGCUCCGGGACCAGAUCGCUGAGCUCAAGAACGAGAUCCGGCAGCUGCGAGGCCAGAAGGCGACGCUCGGCUCCAGAGUCGGCGGCGGCGGAGGAAGCACCGCCUACCAGGACCUGUGCCUGGCCAGCCCGGCCUCCGCCGAGGGAGACUACCUCAGCUCGGACGAGGACCUGCUGCCCAGCCCGCUGCCGCCCGCGGCGCUCUACCCCGGCCUGUCGGGCCCCCGCCACCCCUCCGCCCACCUGGACAGCGAGGGCAGCACGGACAGCGACCCCGAGGAGCGGGUGCAGACGCACCCGGACCCCCAGCAGCUGUACGGCGCCAUGGUGUGCGCCGAGGCGCUGGAUAACUGA
Molecule: messenger RNA, 2857 nt
Organism: Salarias fasciatus (jewelled blenny)
Lineage: Eukaryota; Metazoa; Chordata; Actinopteri; Blenniiformes; Blenniidae
Gene: evi5l
Product: ecotropic viral integration site 5 like
Exons: 20
Coding region: 284-2857 (857 amino acids)
Biological process (GO): regulation of GTPase activity
Molecular function (GO): small GTPase binding; GTPase activator activity
Source: RefSeq, a predicted model, not a curated record